GCUGCCGGGGUGCUGGGGGUCGUCAUGGUGCUCGCGCUCGUCAUCCUCAUCCCCGUGCUGGUCAGCUCCGCGGGCACCUCCGCGCGCUACGAGAUGCUCGGCACGUGCCGCAUGGUGUGCGACCCGUACGGCACCAGGUCGCCCACGAGCACCGCGACGGCGGACGCGGCGCGCGACGGCGGCCUCGCGCAGCCCCUGCCCACCUUCAUCCAGGGUCCGAAAGGGGAGCCGGGGCGUCCGGGGAAGGCGGGUCCUCGGGGUCCUCCGGGAGAGCCGGGGCCGCCCGGACCUGCCGGCCCGCCCGGGGAGCGGGGAGACCCCGGGCGACCAGGACCCCCCGGACCGCCCGGACCGCACGCGGCGGCGGGUGCCAUCAGCGCGGCCACGUACAGCACGGUGCCCAAGAUCGCGUUCUACGCGGGACUCAAGAAGCAGCACGAGGGCUACGAGCUGCUCAAGUUCGACGACGUGGUGACCAACCUGGGCAACCACUACGACCCCGCCACGGGCAAGUUCACGUGCUCCAUCCCGGGCAUCUACUUCUUCACCUACCAUGUGCUGAUGCGCGGCGGCGACGGCACGAGCAUGUGGGCGGACCUGUGCAAGAACAACCAGGUGCGGGCCAGUGCCAUCGCCCAGGACGCGGACCAGAACUACGACUACGCCAGCAAUAGCGCCGUGCUGCACCUGGAGCCCGGCGACGAGGUCUACGUCAAGCUGGAUGGCGGCAAGGCGCACGGCGGCAACAACAACAAAUACAGCACCUUCUCUGGGUUCAUCAUCUAUGCCGACUAA
This is a messenger RNA of Scleropages formosus (Asian bonytongue), 795 nucleotides long. RefSeq names its product complement component 1, q subcomponent-like 3a (gene c1ql3a). The transcript has 2 exons. Bases 25 to 795 code for a protein of 256 amino acids. Gene Ontology annotation, molecular function: protein binding. Lineage: Eukaryota; Metazoa; Chordata; Actinopteri; Osteoglossiformes; Osteoglossidae. The record is from RefSeq and is a predicted model, not a curated record.